GUUGUCCACUUCCUGGUAGCAGAAAUCAUGUGAUAAUAUGACGCUUCCUGAAGCGCUUUAGUUUCACGCUUCACUUUUGCUCUACGAGACAACAUUUACCAACAGCAAAAUUCCCAAAUCCGCAACGGGUCGUUAUGGCUGACGGGGAAAGAUCGCCUUUGCUGUCGGACAGUCGCGACGGAGUUAACGGGCAAAGUUUCCCAGCAUUUCCAUCAGCACCUCCACCGCCCUCAGUAAUGUUGGGAGAGGCUCCUCCACCAUACUCCUCGUUGGCCUCUCCGGAGAGUGGCAGCGAUCCUAUCAUCAGCUGCCGAGUGUGUCAGGCGCCUAUCUGCGUGGAGGGCAAGAUCCACCAGCAUGUAGUCAAAUGUAGCGUCUGCAAUGAGGCUACACCAAUAAAGAACGCUCCGGCGGGAAAGAAAUAUGUGCGUUGUCCAUGUAACUGUCUUCUUAUCUGCAAAGUGACAUCACAGAGGAUUGCCUGCCCACGCCCUUACUGUAAACGCAUUAUUAAUUUAGGGCCAGUACAUCCUGGGGCCGUGACUCCAAACCCUCAGCCCAGCGGUGCCAGAGUUUCAUGUGGCCAUUGUGGAAACACUUUUCUGUGGACAGAGUUUACAGAUCGGACAUUGGCACGCUGUCCACACUGCAGAAAAGUCUCAUCCAUUGGCCAGAGAUACCCUAGAAAGCGCAGUCUGAUUUGUUUCCUGUUGUGUUUGAUCUUCACUAUCGCAACAGCAGGACUGAUGGCUGGUACUUGGUGGAAGGCACGCCAAUAUAAAGGGAUUUAUUCAUCCUGGGUUAUCUUCAUCGUUCUGGUUCUGAUCACUUUGGUCCGAGCACUACAUUGGGCCUGCAUGAAGAUCAGUGAACCGCUGCACAACUACUCAUAAUAGGAAAGAAUAAAGAGGAGGUACUGUAGAAAGCGUAAGAGGCAAGAGUCCAAAUCAGGGAGUCAGACAAAACAAAGACUUGAGAUUGAAUCAUGUUUUGUUUAUGUGAACACCUUAAGGAAUAUUUCGGAAAGUGCUUUAGACUAAAUAGUAGACAAUGAUGAAGUCGAUUUUUUUUUUUAGCGUAAUAUGAUGCUGUUUUAACUUUUUGAGGUUUGAUGGAUGUUAUUCAGUGGAUGUAUUGUAUGGCAAUUAUUGUCUGUAGUCCAGACUUUGACCAAACCUUUCUGCACAGGGUAUUCAUUUACUAACUACAGAAAAAUGAUACAAAACCUAUCCAAAUAUCCAACAUUUUCCAUGAUAUUACAAACAUUGGUUAUGUAGUUAUAUGGGAGCAUUAAACAAGUCCCUAUUUGCUAUUGAGAAGUGCACCUGCAAUAAUUCAAUAGAGGUAUUAUUCAAUAGUAAUACAGGCAAAAAUUACAAUGCCAUUUAGCACAAUUUUUACUAUUUUAACAUUAGCUUUGUAAAGAUGUCUUGUUUAACCUUUGCAAAACUGCACGUAGAACCACUGUAUGUGAUUAAAUGUAAAUAUUUAUGGGCAUACAGUACAUCAAAGACAACCGAUUAACUAUUAAGAUGUAAAUAAACCAAAUUACCAAUCUAAUAGGUUUAAUUCAAGCUGGAAUGACUUUUAACGUGUAUAUAUAUGUACAAUGCAUAUACUACAUGAAUGUAGAUACACACACUGAAACCUGCACCAUCUUUAUGUUGUAUUUAAUGAAUUAGUUUAUGAUUUGUUUACAUUGUUUUGCAGCUGUACUGUGCAUUUAUUCAUUCGAUUAACACUUUGUGUUGGAAAUGUUUAUGUUCCUUGUUGCACUACAUUUUAGCUAUACAGCUAACAGAUCUCACCCAUGUCGAUUGAUUUUGUGUUUGAUUAUUUUGUACAUUCAUUUGUGACUAAAAUAUUUUAACUA
Misgurnus anguillicaudatus (oriental weatherfish) is the source of this 1873-nucleotide messenger RNA. It is a transcript of the gene pip4p1b, whose product is annotated as phosphatidylinositol-4,5-bisphosphate 4-phosphatase 1b. Gene Ontology annotation, molecular function: phosphatidylinositol-4,5-bisphosphate 4-phosphatase activity. Gene Ontology annotation, biological process: phosphatidylinositol dephosphorylation. NCBI's taxonomy places the organism in Eukaryota, Metazoa, Chordata, Actinopteri, Cypriniformes, Cobitidae. Gene Ontology annotation, cellular component: late endosome membrane; lysosomal membrane; phagocytic vesicle membrane. The record is from RefSeq and is a predicted model, not a curated record.